Messenger RNA from Oncorhynchus kisutch (coho salmon), 2630 nucleotides. Its product is annotated as transmembrane protein 176B. The record is from RefSeq and is a predicted model, not a curated record. Gene Ontology annotation, cellular component: membrane. NCBI's taxonomy places the organism in Eukaryota, Metazoa, Chordata, Actinopteri, Salmoniformes, Salmonidae.
UCUGUACAGCACUUUGAGAUAUCAGCUGAUGUACGAAGGGCUAUAUAAAUAAAUUUGAUUUGAUUUGAUUUGAAUGACGGGAAUUCAUUGUAUGUUUAUUAUUCAUUGAGGGAAGGGUUAACCUCUCAGUUCCUCUAAACUGAGGAGGUACUGUUAGGAACUAGUUGAGACUGGUUGAGCCCUCCCUAUCAGCUACUUCCCUGUAAGGAAACCAAACUGUGCAUCAAGCAGACUGGUCUACCACUGAUCACAUAGGACUUAUAGAGGUGUCCAUCUCAAUUGCCAGGAAUGGAGGAGCUCACUUUCUCUAAAAAUAUGCAUUUGUUGUUGAAUAAUACAUUUUGAGUGAAUUUAAAUGGGUGUGUAGUUUCAUGCUCUCAAAAAGAAAUGUAAUCAAAUGUAAUUACAAAAUAGUAAAUAAAUAGAUUAUAUUGAACAGUUCAUACUGCAAAUUGAAGCUCAACAGUUAUAAAAUCUAUGCAGACAUUUGUCAUGGUUUACAUUCUCUCGUGAGUCAGCGGGAGGGAUCUGAGUGUUUCAGAACACCCAAUGGUUGAGUUCGUUUUGCAUGGCCGGAUGCGCCUGGUAGGCAGAGUAUACUCAUUUUAGACCAUUCCAUUGAUCCUUAAGUGAAAUCUCCAACCAUCCGGGGCCCCGGGACAUGCAAAAUGAACUCCACCACUGACAGACGCAUAUGUAACUCCUGGAUAGUAGUUUAUUUUACAGUACUGUUUAAGCUGUUUUACUGGGACAUUAUAUGGUAUGGGUACUUUCUGCUGCUAACUAAAAAGAAUUCAACACUAUUUGUACGUACGUGUAGGCUACUUGGUACAAAAUGGGUGGAGCACUUUCUAAUGCAAAAUGGCUGCCAUUGAUGGCAUCGCCCAGUUGGGUGCUAUACAUUGCAUGUGAGUUUCCCCCACAUAUCUAAGUAAACAAUCGGUAGCCUAAAUUCUUUACCGUAAAGUGCUGCAGAAAUUUGAGCUGUACUGAAUUGAUUGAAUUCAUAAGUUAUUUGAGCAACAUGGUCAUACAAUUGCUGUUUCAAGUAAUUUCCCAGAAGAGGGGGUUUUAUGAUGUGCACUUCCUGCUCAGGCAUAGCAGAGGCUCUACACCCACUCAUCACCACACUUUAUGACAUGCCCUAUCAUCUUUCAAUGAGGCAAAAGAUUACCGCAAUGAAGGAAAGCAAAGCAACAAAAUAAUGUGUAGAUUAACUUUAAUGUUGUCUACAUGGGAUGGAACCUGUUUGCCACUAUGACCCAAUUAACACUGUAGCAGUAACAACAAGAGUGCCCUUAUUUAGGGCAGAUUCAGAGCUGUACAAUGCCAGAAAUUCUCUAACAAAAUGAAUAGUUAGUCCUUUAAAAAAAGGUGUGUCCUACAGAUGCAACACAGACAUUAUCAGAUGUUAUUGGAAUGAAUGUGCACCUUUUAACAUGAUUACUUAUACGGCAUACACACUUAUUUUAACAUUAUGAUUAUUGUUCUGCCUUCCUGUUGAUUUAGAGCUGUGUAACCAAGAGUGGCCAGCAUGUCAGUGACCGUGACCAAUGGCAAAAGGGUGGCUGUAUUUACCGUGAACACUAAAGAAGGAAGCAGUUGGCCCCUGCUGUGUCAAAUACUUGGGACCCUGUGCUACAGCCCAGCAAGCUCUGUGUCCCAGGGACCUUGGAGGCUCCAAGCAAAUUCCCAGUCAGCUCUGGGGACUAUACAGAUCAUGGUGGGAGUACUCAACAUUGACUUGGGAGCGAUCCUUGUUAGCACUGAUUAUACACUGGCAGGGUAUAGGGUUCCUUAUUGGCUUGGUGGUGUGUUUAUAGCAGUUGGCAUCAUGUUUAUAUUGGCUGAGAAGUUCCCCAGUCCCUGCUUGGUGGGCAUCAAUAUGUUGACGAACCUGUCAGGUGCUUCUCUGGCCAUUGCUGGAAUUGUGCUGGCAAACUGCCAUUUCUGGUGGAGUUGCAAUGAUGACGACUACAUCUGGCGAGAUGACUACUAUGGCAGCCAGGUGAGACAACUACCAAGUCAUCCGCAGAGGGAUAGACUCUUGGCGAAAUGCAAAGAUGCCAAGCAGGUUUCACGGAUGUUGACGAAUGCCUUGGACAUCGUGCUCAUCGUCCCUGCAGUCCUUCAGCUUUGUGUCACCAUCAGCUCUGCGGUGUUGGGUCUCAAGGCUUUGUACAAGGAUGGAAAGGAGGGAAAAGAGAACAUCCAGGACCUGGAGCAGCAUAAGCCUCUGCUGGAGGAGGUCAUCACUAACCCUGCAGCUUAAAGAGCACAGAUCUGAUAUACUUUAUUGUCCACGAGGGUAAAUUUUGUCGUGGACGAUUUAGUGGUGCUGCUUCCACAUGAAAUCCAUAGAAUCAAAUGUGUUCGACAUCAAUGGAACAUCAUCAUCAUACACGCCCCCACACAUUUUUUGUUUCAUACAUACAGUAUGUAGUACAUAUAGUUAACAUACUUAAUUUACUGUGACUUGACACUGGUUGUAUGUCUUCAUGCAGUUUGAGUCAUGUUUUUUGUAUUUGUCAUUUUUACAAAACUGAAAGGACAGCUAAAGGGGAAUAUAUCAAGUUAAUUACUGAAUUGAUUGUUAUAUUAUUUCUUUUUUGUAUUUUGAUAUUUUCUUA